AUGUUUACGGAGGAGAUUGCUGACCAUCCAGGUUCAGUGGCAUUUAUUGUAAUUGAAAAAUCCCAACUUUGUAAAAGGCCAAUCUUCAAGAGAAUGUUUGUGAUGUUUACUGCACAAAAGGAAGGUUUUGUAAAUGCAUGUAGGCCUGUAAUACAGCUGGAUGCAUGUCACCUUAAGGGGAUCAUGGGAGGGCAGCUUAUGUCUACAAUUGGUAGGGAUGUUAAUAACCAAAUGUUCCCAAUUGCUAUGGCUCUUGUUGAGUCUGAGUGCAAAGAUAGUUCGGGGUGGUUUUUGGACAACCUUUCUGAUGCCAUUGGGACUCCACUUGAAAGGGGUUGGGUAUUUCUAUCAGAUAGACAAAAGGAAUUAAUUGAUUGCAUUGAGAAUAAGUAUCCUGGAGUGGAGCAUCAAUUCUGUGUUAGACACAUGUAUGCUAACUUCAAGCUAAAAUUCAAGGAUAAGCACCUAAGAGAUUUAAUGUGGGCAGUAACCAGAGCUUAUUUACCCAGUCACUAUGAAAGCAAAAUGAGAGAGUUGCAAACAGUAGCACCAGAAGCACAUGCAUGGCUCAGUUCCAUACCAGCUAACCUAUGGGCCAGACACACCUUUUCUCCAAGGACAAAAUGUGACAUUUUAAGUAAUAAUAUAUGUGAGAGCUUCAAUCAAUACAUUAAGGAUGCUAGGAAGGAGCCUAUUUUGACUAUGUUUGAAGCCAUUCGAAGGCAGAUAAUGUGCAAGUUUCAAGAAAAAAGAGAUUGGAUUCAGAAGGUGAAGUCUCACAUUUGUCCGAGGAUUUGUCAAAAAAUUGAAGAGAGAAAAAAGCAAUUAGCUCAGUUUGAUGCACUUGUGUCUACAAGAGAGGUGUAUGAGGUGACUGGUAUAGUAAGAACUUUUGUUGUUAAUGCAGUUCAAAGGUCUUGCACAUGUAAUGAGUGGGAUAUGACAGGAAUUCCAUGUGUCCAUGGAUGUGUUGGACUUGUGCAAGAUAGCAAAAGUCCAUAUGCAUAUGUUGAUAAUUGCGACUCAGUGGAAACAUAUAAAAAGGCAUAUGCUGGUGUUAUUAUGCCUAUGCCAGACCAAACAAAUUGGGUGAACACAUGCAAUGAUUCAUUACUCCUACCUCGUAGGAAGAUAGCUCCAGGCAGACCUAAGAAAGUUAGAAGAAAGGCUCCAUUGGAGGACUUACAUGUUGAAAAACUGUCUAAAGUAGGGCUGCCAAUUCACUGUAGUCAUUGUUAG
This is a messenger RNA of Coffea eugenioides, 1239 nucleotides long. RefSeq lists its product as uncharacterized. NCBI's taxonomy places the organism in Eukaryota, Viridiplantae, Streptophyta, Magnoliopsida, Gentianales, Rubiaceae. Gene Ontology annotation, molecular function: zinc ion binding. The transcript is spliced from 3 exons. The record is from RefSeq and is a predicted model, not a curated record. The coding region runs from base 1 to 1239 and encodes 412 amino acids.